Heterotrigona itama is the source of this 506-nucleotide messenger RNA. The record is from the annotation of a GenBank genome assembly. Lineage: Eukaryota; Metazoa; Arthropoda; Insecta; Hymenoptera; Apidae.
AUGCCUGCAACCGCUUUACAUAAAUUUAUAACGUUCAUAGGAUUAAUGUCGAUAUUACAUACAGCUUAUUCAGCUGCCCAGCGUACGUACUACAUUUGUGAUUAAAAUUUCUCGAGCGAACAUGCUUUCUUAAUAUUUUUUAGGUUAAGUUGUUUGAAUUUUAAACUAUUUUUGUGAAAUAUAAUUUACAGAUCGUUCGUAUUUACGAAUAACAGAACAAGAAUUCAUUGCCUUACCAAUUGAUGUACGUAUAAAAUAUUUACAAACGAUAGCAUACAAAAUAUUUACAAAACGUAAAAAAAUUGGUUAUGUUUUUGUUAUAGAUUUUAAUACAGGGUAUUAUCAGUUUAUUUAUGAUUAUGUAUGGAGUAAUGUAUAUUGCCGGUGAUUUUAAAGAAAUUCGAGCAGUGGUUGAUCUAGAAAAUAAAUCUUGGGAAACAUUAAGAAAUCUUUCGUCAUUCCAGAUAUUCAGUCAUCGUGGAAAAUCUUUAGCAUCCACAUCCUAG